Molecule: messenger RNA, 1743 nt
Organism: Terrapene triunguis (Three-toed box turtle)
Lineage: Eukaryota; Metazoa; Chordata; Testudines; Emydidae
Product: potassium channel regulatory protein
Exons: 2
Coding region: 852-1685 (277 amino acids)
Biological process (GO): protein homooligomerization; negative regulation of delayed rectifier potassium channel activity
Cellular component (GO): endoplasmic reticulum
Molecular function (GO): protein binding
Source: RefSeq, a predicted model, not a curated record
GCAUGGGCAACACAAGUAUGUAUCCAGGACCCCAGGCAGACUUGUACAGCUUCAACUGAAACCUGUGGUGCUGUGACUUCACUGCUAUUCUCAGCACUACUAGCUAAAUUAAAGCUAGUGUGGGUAUGUCAGCCCGUGUGGCAAUUGCACCUCUAGUUGUAGUGUAGACUUCCUCAGUGUCAUUCCAUUGGCUGCAGUGCACCCUGGAAGAAUUUAGUUUAGUGAGUUUCAUGACUUAACUCUAGGAUAAUUGAAUAUAUAAAGAAAUAGUAAAUCAUUACCAUAUCUCUGUAUGGAUAUUUCAUACAAACAUAUUAAUCAAAUCCUUUCAGAUCGGAAACAUUUAGUGAAAUACACUUCCAACUUCUCUGAAAUGUUCUCGUUUCAGAGCAUGAUUGUGGAGUUGCCUUAAAGUAUAUUUAACAUUUCUUUUAGCAGUGGGUCACCCACAGUGGUAUAGAAAUGAAAUCUUCUUGUGGUGGUUCUGUAAAACUCAAAUAUUUAUACUGAAUGUCUUGCUUUUGGGGAUAGUUCUUGGUUUUUAUCAGGGUUUUUCAAAACUUGGAGUCAGUCAACCAUUUUUCAACAGUCUUUGGAAGCUGUUCAUUUUUUAUUUUUUUAUUUUUGUUUCAAGAGUCCAAGUUCCCAAGCAACUAGGACCUGCAAACAGCUAUCUUUAGUUGUAUUUACGCUUCUUGUUGCCUGGGAACCCUAGCGGUGCUACACACCUCAUCCCAAACAUGCAGUAAGAUUACUGAAUGAUACUUGCAGUCCCAGUUGAUUUGCAGUUUAGGAAUAGUCUGGUUAGAAAGACAUAGGUCAGUGUUAACCUUGAUUGGUGGAGAGACAAUAUGAGCAAUCAAGAAGUGGCCAUUCUGAAUGUGGGAGGCUCAAAAUUUACAACAUGGGUUUCCACCCUGCGGAGGUUCCCAGAGUCCAGGUUAGCACGGAUGUUGAAUGGCAAUGACCAUGAAUUCAGGCUGGUGAAUGGACAAUUCUUUGUGGACAGAGAUGGAACUUUGUUUAAUUACAUCCUGGAUUUUUUGAGGACACUCCAGCUUUCUCUGCCCACGGACUUCUCAGACUAUCAGAGGCUGCAAAGAGAAGCAGACUUCUAUGAGCUCCACUCCCUGGCUGAUCUCCUGAGCCAGGAAAACUUGCUGAAGCCGAGACCAGAGAUCUUGGAAGUGCGCUUCUUGCUCCAUGAAACUCAGGCCUUUUUCCGAGUCUUUGGCUCUUGCAGCAACACUAUUGAGGUACUGGCUGGACGGGUCACUAUGUUUACAGAGCAGUCCUUGAGACAGAACUGGAAUAAUAAUCCUUUCCCUUCUCAGAAGCUCCUCACUCCACUUCCUUUGGAGAGACCUUCUCAUCAUGACCUGGUUUUUCAAUGCGGCACUGACUACUCUGCUGGUGACCAGUUGGUGACAAGGUAUGUCUCUAUAAAACCUGAUGAUAGAAAGCUGAUUAAUGGAACUAAUGUACUGGGCCUACUAGCUGACACUUUACUUAAAGAAGGAUUUCACCUUGUAAGCACCAGAACAGUCUCCACCGAAGAAAAAGUUGAAUGCUACAGUUUUGAAAGGCUGAAGAGGCCAGAAGCCCUUUUUCUCACUGCCAACCAAAGCCCAGAAAGCACUGGUGGAGCACAGAUGAAGUUAACUCCAAUGCACAAGCAGAAAUGAAACCUGUUUCAUUAAUACCUACCCUUUUGAAUCUGAGAAGAGACACAUGUAGACACUA